This is a messenger RNA of Mesorhabditis spiculigera, 2766 nucleotides long. The record is from the annotation of a GenBank genome assembly. NCBI's taxonomy places the organism in Eukaryota, Metazoa, Nematoda, Chromadorea, Rhabditida, Rhabditidae.
AUGUCGGAUGCGCCGUUCUCAUUUGGGAACAAAUUCUGGGUCUCACUCAACUUGAAAGUGACCAGAAUUGCCAACCCGGCCGACAUCCCAUCAUUCAAAAGUCUUCGCAAAUUUCUCGGUCUUUUCCACGCAUCGCAACUCGUCUGCCAACAUUUUAUAGAUAUUGUGCAGGACGAUCCAGAUGGAUGCGGCCAUUUCGUAACACAUCCAAUGAUCCGUUCACUGGAUUCCGUUCAUAUGCGCUUCUACCUUGGUGUUCUUGCCCCGUUCCGUCAUAUUCGAGCCAAGAAGAUGCUUCUUGACGUCCAAUUCCAGGCUCAAAUCUUCAAAUGGAACUUUAUUGGGGAAUUCUUGGAGCACAAAAUCAGGAAUUGGCUGCGAGGAGAGCAGGAGAUUGAUCGAAUCCAUAUAAUCACAGCCCCGGCCAGCAACGCCGAGCAUAACCUCAACACUCUUGUAGCCCGUGUUUCACGGCUUAUGCCUGACGAAUUAGGAUGGAUAGAUCGGACGUAUCAAGGGAUGGAACUGAUUGUAAGGGCCACUGAUGGGCAAGCGUUGAUUGUCUUUUUUGACAAGCCCGAUCUCUCCAUCUAUCUGAUCCGAUGCCAAUACAACUUCAGACGUGGCCGCUGUCUCGGCAGCUAUGAACGAAAUCAGAAAUCGCUCGCUCGAAUUCGCCAAUUAAUGUGCAUCUAUGCAAAGUUGAACGAGGAAAAGCCACUACUCGCCGUCGAUGCGAAGGAGAAGCUGAGGGAGGAAUGCUGCAAUUUCAACAAGUACAACAACGGCGCAACGACCGUUGAUUUGGCGACUGAUGCGAUCUGGCGACCUGCAGGCAAACGGAGAUCACCAUGGGGCGUUUCUAGAGGACAUAUUAUGCGCGGUACAUUUCCGAUGGAUCGAUCCCUUCGCCAUGCCUACCAAUUCACGAAAGCAUUCGAAGAGAGAGAUAAACUCAAGGUUACACAAUUCGUCGAUAGCUUGUUUGAGGAAAAGAUGCUGGCCUGGCCGAGGGAUGGCAUCGCAUUCUUGAACACACGACUGAUACGUUCGCUGGAGCGGAUGUAUUUGGUGGUGGACGUGCAUCAUUUGCAACAUUUGCACCGGAUCCGAGCAAACGAGAUUAGUAUCACGAUCCCUAUGUUUCCUUUCCCAAUGAUACGACGGCUUCCGGCAAUCGACAUCCUCUUCGCAAAGCUUGGUGGAUGGCUGGCCGGGACCGACGAAAUCGACAAGUUCCAGAUCGGCUGGGAACGCACGGGCUGGCCGGAUGGAACGUUUGAACCUUUCAUCUCUACACUGAAAUUGGAUCCUGCUUUGGCACAUAUCGACCGAACAUAUGAGGGAAUGACGCUGAUUCUAAGGGCUAGUGAUGGACAAGCAUUGAUCGCCUAUUUUGAAGAACAUGAUGAUUACUUCAAUCUGAUAAGCAGCGAGUAUAAUUUUCGACGAGGUCGUUGCCUUGGAAGUUAUCAACGCAAUGCGCUGGCCCUUGCCCGUAUCUCAAAGCUAAUGGCGCUCUCGAUGACCCUGGCAGAGAAAAGUCCGGCAUUGGCUGAUGAUGCGAAAAAGAAGCUGAGGGAGGAAUGCAUCAACUUCAACAAGUACAACGAGAACGUUUCAGAGAGGGAUUUACUCAUCGAUUCGAUCUGGCGUUCGAAGGCGGAACGUCGCUGUCCGUGGGGAAAGUUUGGAGACAAUGUUUUUCUUGAUAUGACAUAUCCGGUAGACAAGAACCUCGAGCAUGCCUACAAAUUCACGAAACUCUUCGAAGAGACUGGUGUACUACCAGAAGUCGAUCAUUUCCAGCCAGUAUCUGAACGAUGGAUCGAUCGGACGUAUCAAGGGAUGGAACUCAUUCUAAGGGCCACUGAUGGACAAGCAUUGAUCGUCUACUUUGACACGGUGGAUCUUUCGAUCUAUUUGCUGCGCUGCGAUUACAACUUUAGACGUGGCCGUUGUCUCGGAAGCUAUGAACGAAAUGGGAAGGCACUCGCACGAAUUCGUCAGUUGAUGUGCAUCUAUGCAAAGUUGAACGAGGAAAAGCCGCUGCUCGCCGCCGAUGCGAAGGAGAAGCUGAUGGAGGAAUGCAUCAACUUCAACAAGUACAACAACGGCGCAACGACGGUUGAUCUACUUACCGAUUCGAUCUGGCGGCCGGCAGGGAAACGACGAUCACCAUGGGGAGUUUAUGGAGGACAUCUUAUGGGUGGUGCCUAUCCGGUACUGGUUGACAAGGUGGCGGUUACUCUGAAGACCGAAAUGGGAUGGAUCGACCGGACAUAUGAGGGAAUGGAACUCAUUCUAAGGGCCAGUGAUGGACAAGCGCUGUUGGUCUUUUGGGACGACGCCCAUGGAUAUUUCUACCUGAUACGAUGCGAAUAUAAUUUCAGACGGGGUCGAUGCCUCGGAAGUUAUGAGAGAAAUGAGGAGUCCAUCCGCAAGAUUUGUGAUUUGAUGCGGAUCUCUUUACAACUCGCCACACUUCGCCCAGCGCUAGCUGAAGAUGCGAAGGAGAAGCUGAAAGAGGAAUGCAUCAGGUUCACCGAGUACAACAAAGGCGCCACAACCGUCGAUUUGAUGAUCGAUUGCAUCUGGCGUCCGAAAGGCGAUCGUCGAUCGCCGUGGGUAUUGAUUGACGGCAAAAUCCUCCAUGAUAAUUUCAAUCCCAUGAACUUUGCCGUUCUGCAUGCCUACCGAUUCGUGAGAGCCUUCGGGGAAACCGGUGUGCUUCCCGAGAUCCACCAAUUCCAGCCCCUCGACCGC